Odocoileus virginianus texanus is the source of this 5054-nucleotide messenger RNA. Lineage: Eukaryota; Metazoa; Chordata; Mammalia; Artiodactyla; Cervidae. The record is from RefSeq and is a predicted model, not a curated record.
GCUAAAGCCAUGCCUGUUGCAGACCCCUUGAGGUUUCCAGACAUCCAGGCCUCAGUUUCCAGCGUGGCCAAAGCCAUGGCUCUCAUCCACCUUUCGGCUGCCAGCUACCAAGGGCACCUGUGCCCUGAAUUGCCACUCGUCACCCCCAAGACCUUCCUGGACUUCUUGGACACCUUCGUACUGCAGCUGCAGUGGAUGACCCUGCACAUUAAGAACAGGGCCCAGCGGAUACAGAAUGCCCUGCAAAAUCUGAAGAUGCUGAUUGAGAAGCACAGUGCCCACACCACCCUGGUCUUCAACUUGGAGGAGCAGCUGAAAGGCUCCCAUAAGAGCCUUGGCAGACUGAAUCAUCAGAUAGACCAAAUCAAGAUUCUGUACAAGCGGCAGCUGACGGAGUGUCGGCAGCAGGAGAACCUCAUUGAGAACCUGAUCAAGCAGCGGGAUGCCCUGAAGGCUCAGUAUGAGGCUUUCCUAGAGCAGAUGGGCAAGGCAUUUCUGGGGCCCCUGAGCCAGCUGCGGGUGACUGACUUUGAGGAGAUACGAAGUUAUCGAGCACCAGCAGAGUCUGUGGUCCGGGUGACCGAUGCUCUGUGUGAGCUCUUCCACUGUGAGACAGGCUGGGCCAGCGCCAAGCAGCUGCUAUGCUCUGAGGAUUUUUAUCAGGAGCUGGUGUUCUUCCCCAAAGAGAAGAUGACAGAUGCAGAGAUGAUCAAGUUAAACCUGGCUCUCAAAGCUCCAGGCAUGAGUGAUGCAGACUUGCGGGCAGUGAGCAUACCUGUAGCAAGCCUGGCAGCCUGGCUCUGGGCCGUUCUGUGCUAUGGGCUGGCACAGCGCCGAGGACUGCCCACAGGCCUGCUGCUGCGGCAGGUGGAGAUGACACUGGCUCGGGAGCAGGCCCGCCUGGGCCAGUACCAGUUCCAGGCCCAGGAGCUUUUAGAGCACAGUUUGGCCCUGUCCAAGAAUCUGGAAAAUGCCCAAGAUUCUCACAAGCGUGUGGUUGAGAAUCUGGGGCAGGCUCAGUGUGGCCAACAUCACAAGUGGCCGGUUGAGGCUGCCCUGCUCAUGCCUAUGCAUUCCUGGACUACGGAGCUCCAGAAGUUGAAGGGUCACUCCUCCACGGUGCUCGGAGAUGCCCUCUUGUGUUCAGCUGCCAUCAACUACCUGGGUCCCUUCCCACCAGUGCGACGCCAGGAGUUGUUCGACAAGUGGCUGGCUCUCUGCAGGGGCUGUCAGGAGCCGCUGGGCCCAGAUGACGUGGCGCGGGCACUGAAGCAGAUGCAGAAAUCUGUCACCACGUUGCCAAAGAAUCCCCUGCUCUCCACACGCUCUCCCUUCAGCCUUGUGUCCUUGUUGAGCUCCGAAUCGGAACAGUUCCAGUGGGACCGAGACAUGAAGCCCCAGGCAAAGUCAGCCCGCCUGGCAGCGCUGCUUUUGCGAAGUCGCACUCACUACUUCAGUUGCCGUUGGCCCCUGCUGCUUGACCCCGGCAAUGAGGCCCUCAUCUGGCUGAAGCCGCUGCCUCUGGAAGAGGCUGGACGUUUGGCCACCGGUUCCACCAAGGGCACAGGGAAGGGCUUUAAGAGAAAUCAAAAAGGAGAGUCUAAAGAGGAGAACAUGGGAGAUGAAGAUGAUGAUAGUGAUGAGUAUGAUAAAACAAAGGAGCAGAAGGCAGAAGAAAGGAGAAUCAAGGAGACGAAGGAGGAAAAGGAAGGGCAGCAGGAGCAAGAGGAAAAAGAACAGCAGGAUGAGGAGGAAACUCAGUCCCUGCCCCCUCCUGAGCUCCAAAUCUUCUCAGGCGCCAGCCCAGAGCUGGGGCCUAAGCUCCAGGAGGCAGCUGCCCGUGGCCUGCCCGUGCUGCUGACCAACACGGAGCUGGGCCUAGACUGCCCAGAACUGCAGUGGCUACUUCAGCGGGAACAGCUGAGCCCACCCCAGGUGCAGCCUGGCUUCUGCCUCUAUCUGAGUACUACUGUCCCCCUCAAUGCCUUGGAAAAAGUGCUAGGCUGUGAAUUGCUGAAGGGGCUGAAUGUGCUGGACCUGGGCGUGAACACGGAAAUCCUAGAAGAACGGAUGCUGCGGGAAAUCUUGUGCACGGAGCGUCCUGAGCUCGAGAGCCACUGGUGGGACCUGACCAUCAGAUUCGUGGACUCCUGGGAAGCUGCAGGGGAUGUUGAGGAGCGGCUGCUGACGAUGCUACUGCUCCAGGGCCCACGGCGUCAGAAACCAGCCAAGUUCCUGAGAGAUGUGGUGAGGGCCCAGGCAGAGCUGUGUCAGCUGCGGGCCCAUUUAGAGGACCUAGAAGAGCUGAAGCUGAAGGAGGUGGCACUGUGGGCACCCUAUCGGCGUGUGGCCUGGCAUGGCAUGACCAUCAUAAAGGCUCUUAACUCACUGCAGAACCUACUACCACUUUUCCGUAUGAGUCCAGAGGAUUGUCUGGCUGCCACCAAGCGGGCUCUGAACAGCAUAAAGGGUGAGAUUCACCGGCGGGAGGAAGUAACCUGCCGUCUGCUGCAGCUGAAGAGGCAGCUGACCCACCAGCUCCUAGGCAGCACUGUGGCGACACUGGGCCUGACCCGAGUACCCUUGGUGGCCGUCUUGGGUGCUUUGGCUCUGUUGCGAGUGGCAAGGAAGGCGCCAGAGCUGGAGAGGCUGGCCCUCUGGCCUGGACUGGCAGUCUCUCCCAGCACAGGCUGUGAAAAACCAGCCCCAGGUGUGGCUCGACCAGCCUGGCUAGGGCUGAGAACCUGGCACGAAUGUGAGAUGUUAGAGGUGCUGCCUCCAUUUGCUGGGCUGUGUGCAUCCCUGGUGGGCCAUGCCAGUGUUUGGCAGGCUUACCUGUCACUAUCAUCCAGCGUGCUGGGCCCUGCACCAGGGCCAGGGGCUCACCCACUGAGCCUCCUCCAGAAGCUGAUCCUGUGGCGUGUGCUGCGACCUGAGUGCCUGGUCAGCACCCUGGCCACCUUCACCACCAGCCUCCUGGGCCGGCCCCUGGAUGAAAACCUGAGUGCCCACACCAUCCCCUUUGAACAUACUCAGGCUACUCAGCCCAUACUGAUCUUGUUGCCACCACCCGGUCAUCCCACUGCCACCCUGCAUCACCUGACCGUGAUCCAGAAACUGGCUGCCAGACAUAAGCAGGGGAAGAAGCAUCUGAAGGUGAUAGCUCUGGGCUCUGAAACCUGGGAUCCAGUCUCCAUCGUGAUCAGCUCUCUCCAUAAGGCUAUGCUCAGGGGGGAAUGGCUGGUGCUGGAGAACUGUCAUCUUAUGCCUCACUGGCCAAAAGAGCUGCUGCAGCCCUUACUGGGACUGUUGGAUGGAGCCAAGGAGGUCUCGGACCUGGAGUUAGACCUGCUUUUUGCUCAACAAGAAAAUGGGAAUGUGGCUGCUGUCCACAGGGAUUUCCGUCUUUGGCUUACUGUGUCUGCAGAAGCUACUGCUUCCUUACCAGCCAUGCUCACUCAGCACUCCAUGCCUGUUUUCUGGGACCAGUCCCUGGAGCUGGGCCAUGUCCUGGUCGACAAUAUGGAGCUAGUCCAGCAAGGAUUCUCUGAGCAACCCCCAAGCAGGGUGCUGCCUCUGCUUCUCCUACAUGGCCUCCUGCUACACCGGCAGCUCUAUGGAAUGAAGCUGCAGGCUCACAGGGGGCACUGGAGUCAAGUGACCCUGACCCACGUCCUGCAGAUCCAAGACCAGCUGUGGGCCAGCCUUAGCAAUCCUAGUGUUGCCAUGAGAGAGCUGGCCGCUUCGGUCUUCUACGGGGGUCCUGUGGGAGAUGACAAGGACAGGGAGGUCCUGACUAGCCUCACGCGAGCCUGCCUGAGCUCCAGCAGCGGGAAUGGAGCCCAGCCACACACACCUCAGUAUCUGCUGGCCACUCUGAUGCCCAGCCCAGAACUAGAGCUGGAUGCUCUGGAGGAGUGCAAGGCUGAGAUGCACCUACUGCCCUCACCGCCUGAACCCCGGAUCUGCGGACUGAGUGUUGGCUCCCAGAGCUGGCUGUUGCGACGCCAGAGCCGCGCCAUCCUGAGUGCGCUGCAGCGGUGUUCACCUACUUGGGUGCCCGCGGCCCGCGGGACCUCGCGGCGUGCCGAAAGGCGGCUGCGGCAACGCCUAGUGCAAGCCAAGCGGAGGCUGGAGUCACUGCAGGCUCAGCUGACCGAGACCACGCGCCAAGAGGAGUCCGGCGUGGGGUUUGGGGAGCUGGGGCUGAGUGCGCCGCUGCCGCUGGAGGGCUUCCUCAAGAUGGAGGUGCUGGAACUGAGCCAGCUGGUGGGCGCGCUGCAGAGGGACCUGGGUUGCCUGCUGCAGCAGCUGAAGGGAGCGCCUCCGUGUGCCGCCCGGCGCUGUGCCGCGGUGGCUCGGGCUCUCUGGACUGGCCGCCUACCCCCGCCUUGGCGACCCCACGCGCCUGCCGGGCCGCAGCCGCCCUGGCACUGGCUGCGGCAGCUGUCGCGCCGUGGGCAGCUGUUGGUUCGCUACCUGGGUGUGGGAACCCAAGUACCAGAGCGCAUCUUUCACCUGUCAGCCUUUUGCCACCCUCGCCGCCUGCUGCUGUCCCUGCGUUGGGAAGCUACCUUUGCUGUGGUUGCCCCGACAAAUUUCCUAGCUUGCAAAGUCUCCAGCUCCAGUCAGCUCCCCCACAAACGUCAGGAGCUGAUCAGUCCUCUGCACUUCCAGGUGGCGAACAGCCCACAUCCCACAGUUCCAGAGAUGGGGCUGCUGCUGAUUGGACUACAGCUUCACAAUGCCAAGUGGGACCCGGUAGCAGGGGCCUUGCAGGACAGCUCCUCCAGUCAACCCAGCCCUCUGCCUCCCGUCAGCGUCAGUGCCCAGGCCCUAGGGGCCAAUGACCUGCCACCCCGAGGCGGCCUGGCAGUGUAUUCCUGUCCUGUGUACUUGGAAGGGCCCCUGGGCACCACUAGGCUGCACGGGAGGAAGGUCCUGAUGCACCUGCCCCUGCCCACCAAGCUCAGCCCCGCCACCUGCAUCCAACGGAGAGUCCACGUGUGCAGCCCUCCGUUGUCCUGAGCCAAAAUAAAGUUGGACUGAUUUGA